GUCAUAAUACAGAGGAUUAUAUUGCAAACAAUUUUACCGGAACAAUGAAAAUGACUUUUAAAUCGGUCACGUUCAAGUGCGCAUUGCUGGUGGCAUUAGCGUUCAUCGGCUGCACAAUCGCUCGUCCCGAAGUUCCAAAGUCUGCGGCUUCCGAAUCAGCGAUACAGUCAACACUGUCGGCAGGCAAUAUGCAGCAGAUCCAAGAAACCCUCAGAGAAGCCCUUCCGCUGUACAGGAUGGCCACGAAGUCAGCGCACAAGGAACAUGGCCACGGGAAACUGUCUGUCGUCCAUUUGAUACUAAUCAUUGGCAAAGUGCUCGCGCCGCUCGUGGGCGCCAUUAUCGAACCGCUACUCGUCAACGUCGCCAAAGGCAUCACAUGGGCGAUCACGUACUCUUUGGCAACUGGAUUCGACAAGCCGCCUGGUUACGAGCACUUUGUACCAGCGUUGGAACACCAUGGUGGAAGCAACGACGAUGACGACGAUGACACGGAAUAUGAAUCUCACAAGCCGGUCAGUUACUCGCUAAAAGAGCUCCCUGGACUGGCGUUACAGCUGACCAGCACCGUUUUGGCUGAAUCCGGUGUGGGUCAACCGACACAGCAAGCGGAGGCUAUGGAAAAGGCCGAAAGGAAGCUCGUGGACCUGCUAUUGCAAGACAAUAAACCGCCAGCGAUACAGUAAUCGUU
Messenger RNA from Melanaphis sacchari, 691 nucleotides. RefSeq lists its product as uncharacterized. The coding region runs from base 45 to 686 and encodes 213 amino acids. The transcript has 3 exons. The record is from RefSeq and is a predicted model, not a curated record. NCBI's taxonomy places the organism in Eukaryota, Metazoa, Arthropoda, Insecta, Hemiptera, Aphididae.